Molecule: messenger RNA, 1553 nt
Organism: Dioscorea cayenensis subsp. rotundata (Guinea yam)
Lineage: Eukaryota; Viridiplantae; Streptophyta; Magnoliopsida; Dioscoreales; Dioscoreaceae
Product: protein ALTERED XYLOGLUCAN 4-like
Exons: 2
Coding region: 108-1379 (423 amino acids)
Cellular component (GO): Golgi apparatus
Molecular function (GO): O-acetyltransferase activity
Source: RefSeq, a predicted model, not a curated record
GUUUGGAUCAGUGACAUAUCCAAAAACAAACACAAAUUUGUACUAUAUUACUCGUAAAAUCAAGAAGAAAACUUCAGAAGAGAAAGUGAAGGAGAUAGAAGCUAGUAAUGCAGAAACCACUGAUCAAUCUCCAUCAAAGACUCCAUUUCCUCACCAAGAAACACAUAUUCUUUGCACUCUAUCUUCUUCUCCUCUUAGCUCUCAUCCAACUCCACCACCAACAUAAGAAAUCUUUGAUCUCUCAUGAAGUAAUGAGAACAAAAGCAGAAGAUGGCAGUGCUGGAAGAGCUAAUAUGAAGUGUGACUUCUCUAUAGGAAAGUGGAUAAGAAACAAAGCUAAACCAAUUUACAACGGAACAAGCUGUGGGACAAUCAAGGAAGGCCAGAACUGCAUGGCCAAUGGCCGGCCGGACACUGGCUACCUCCACUGGCGGUGGCAGCCGGUGGGGUGUGACCUCCACCCUUUCCACCCUUCCUUAUUUCUAACUUUAAUCCAGAACAAACACUUAGCCUUUGUGGGUGACUCCUUAGCAAGAAACCAACUAGAGUCUCUCAUGUGUCUCCUCUCCACCGUGUCACAACCGGAACUCAUUUACAGUUCCGGCGAUGAUAACAAGUUCAAGCGAUGGGCUUUUCCAUCUUACAAUGCCACCGUCUCCCUCUUCUGGUCACCUCUACUAGUUAAACAUGUCGAAAAAGAGCCAUCUUUAGGAAAGAAUUAUAAUAAACUCUACAUGGAUUCAGUGGAUGAGAGAUGGGCUAGAGAACUGGAUGAAAUAGAUAUUGUAGUGUUCUCCGCAGGCCACUGGUUUCUCCUUCCGGCUAUCUACUAUGACACUGCCGGCGGGGAUGUUCUUGGUUGCCAUUACUGCCCGGAAUUCAACUACACUGAGAUUGGCUUCUUUGAUAUAUUCAGGAAGUCAUUAAGGAUUGCACUGAAUGAAGUUAAGAGAAGAAGAAGCAGAAGGAGGUCGUCAGAGAAGCUGGUAGUGUUGACGACGUUCUCACCGGCCCAUUUUGAAGGAGAGUGGAACAAGGCUGGAGCUUGCUCAAAGAUGGAACCAUUCAAGGAAGGAGAGAAGAAGAUGGAGUACAUGGAUGGGGAGAUGAGGAGGAUUGGAGUGGAAGAGGUGAGAAAAGGGAAUGAUGUGGAGGAGGAGGAGGAGGAGGUGAAUGGAAGGGUGAAGUAUGAGGUUGUGGAUGUUACUGAGUUGGCUUUGAUGAGAGGUGAUGGACAUCCAGGACCUUAUAUGAAUCCAUUUCCAUAUGCUCAAGGUUACAAGGAAAGGUUACAGAAUGACUGUGUGCAUUGGUGUUUGCCUGGUCCUAUUGAUGCUUGGAAUGAGAUUUUGUUGGAGAUUAUCAAGAGUUGGAAGUGACAUGCAUGAGCUUUCUGAUUUUUUUUUUUCCUUUAUUUUUUUUUUCAAAGGUUGUUAGGCAAAAACAUGAGUGAUUUCUUUUGUUUUUUUCAAUGGGUUGUAUAUUUUCUAUCAUUGCGCCGAAAGGAAAAAUAAAAUCUCAACUCUCUUGUUGUAAGAAUGGUUUUAUUAGCU